Messenger RNA from Ictalurus furcatus (blue catfish), 2240 nucleotides. RefSeq names its product melatonin receptor type 1Ba (gene mtnr1ba). The record is from RefSeq and is a predicted model, not a curated record. Bases 1085 to 2182 code for a protein of 365 amino acids. Gene Ontology annotation, molecular function: melatonin receptor activity. Lineage: Eukaryota; Metazoa; Chordata; Actinopteri; Siluriformes; Ictaluridae. Gene Ontology annotation, cellular component: membrane. Gene Ontology annotation, biological process: G protein-coupled receptor signaling pathway. The transcript is spliced from 2 exons.
GAUCUCUAGCACCAUUUCACAGUGAAGCGGACCUCAGUGAAAGCGGUUACACUACAUGCUAGCCUCAAUAAAGAAAAAGUUACGCAAAAUCUACCAGACAAGGACACGCACUAGAAACCCCAUCUUCCUCAGCACCACCUGGAAUGACUGAAGCUUCACCCAGACCAGACCUGAUAAGACACGUGUCCAAAAUAACGUCGGUUUUGACCCCAGAUAUGAUGGGAUAGAUCACUACGGUAAAUAUAUCACCUGCUGAGUAAUAUUUCCAGACACAAGAGCACACAGUACGGGGAAAAAUCACUGACGUGAAGGAUUCAUGCUUUACCUAUGGAACGCAGUGUUGCCUUCAUACAGAGAAAACAUUCAGCGCGUGUGCACACACACACACACACACACACACCCUUCCAUUUCACUCCUAUUCCGCUUCUGUUGCUUGGGGAACCAUUAAAUUGUAAUUGAGUUCUGAGCUCGAGCCCCAAUAAUAUAACACACCGCUCGAGCUCGUGUCUUUUUGUCCUCCCGCGGUUGAACGUAUUUCCGUUAGUAAAGUUUUUUUUUUUUUUUUUGAGAGCGAGAGAGACUGAGCGCGAGGAGUGUUUAAUAGCGCCCUGUAGGUGUGUAUGCGCGCGCGCGUUUGUGCCAGUGCUACAUGAUAGCUGUAGCUUACGCAGGCCGAUAUUACACGCGCGCGCACCUCUCUUCCCGCAAUCUGUAACAGAAGCUCUCCGCUCUGUAUGUAAAUGCCAAGCGACGAAAAGGGGAGGAGCACCGGUAUAUCCAAGCGCGCUGCGCGCGAGACUCGACUCUCGACUCGACACCCACCUGUCUGUGGAUGGGAUUUGGACCAGCGCGCGAGACACUCAGCAAGCGGGGUCGUGGGAACAGCGCGAGCAAGUGACUUUUCAGCAAACUUCGGUAGAGCAGAGCGCUGCUCGAGCACGCGAGACAUAGAAGAAGCGCACGAGCUGGAAACUUGACGAAAUGUAACGGAUUCGGGUUGGUUUAUUUGAGGUGUGUGUGUGUGUGUGUGUGUGUGGAGGCAUGGCGGAGAGAGCGCGCGUCUGAAUGAACGGAGUUGUCCGACAUGCCCGAGGAUGUUGCGCUCAUUAGGAACAGGACAGGAGCGACGCAGGGUCACGCGUGGGGCGCCGAGGUGUUGCCCGGAGAUGGAGGCGGCGGCGGCGGCGCGCGACCGGGACCGACAUGGCAAGUGGCUGUGCUCGCGAGUGUGUUGAUCUUCACGAGCGUGGUGGACGUGUUGGGAAACACGCUGGUCAUUGUGUCCGUGCUCAGGAACCGAAAACUGAGGAACGCAGGUAAUGCAUUUGUGGUGAGCCUGGCAUUGGCAGAUCUAUUGGUGGUGUGUUACCCGUACCCGCUGGUCCUUCACGCACUGCUGCACUCCGGCUGGCUGCCUGGUGAGACUGAGUGUAAAGUUAGUGGCUUUCUUAUGGGUGCCAGCGUCAUUGGCUCUGUCUUCAACAUCACAGCUAUUGCCCUCAACCGCUACUGCUUCAUCUGCCAUGCCCACACUUACGCCAAAGUGUAUGGCCGAGGUGGCACGCUGGCUCUAAUCACACUUGUGUGGGCUCUAACGGGCAUCGCCAUACUACCCAAUCUCGCACUGGGGUCACUGACGUAUGAUCCUCGCGUGUAUUCUUGCACUUUUAGCCAAACUGCGAGUGCCGGUUACACCUUCGCCGUGGUGUUCGUUCACUUCCUGUUUCCAAUUGCCAUCGUAGCAUUCUGCUAUGCACGAAUCUGGAUGCUAGUGCUGAGCGUGAGACGGCGAGUGGCUAGCGACACGAGGCCACGCCUCCGGCCGAGUGAGUUCCGCCAUUUCCUCACCAUGUUCGUCGUCUUUGUGCUAUUCGCCGUCUGCUGGGCACCGCUCAAUCUGAUUGGCCUAGCCGUUGCCAUGGAUCCACCCAAAGUGGCACCACUGGUUCCCGAUUGGCUCUUCGUUGUCAGCUAUUUUAUGGCGUAUUUCAACUCGUGCCUCAACGCCGUUGUAUACGGGCUGCUCAAUCAGAACUUCAGGCGCGAGUAUCGGUGCAUCCUGAUGUCACUCUGCAAGCCCCGCCUCUUUCUGCAGGAUACAUCGAGGGGUGGAACAGAGCGAAGCAACAAGCAAUCGCAGGGUAACAACAACAACGAUCAGGCAAAAGCCCAGACUAUUUAACGAUCCAGGAAUAUCAGUACAAUUAUGGAUACACGUUAGCAAUACAGCAUAAGACAUU